This is a messenger RNA of Hippopotamus amphibius kiboko, 765 nucleotides long. RefSeq names its product phosphoglycerate mutase 1-like. The transcript has a single exon. Gene Ontology annotation, biological process: glycolytic process. Gene Ontology annotation, molecular function: intramolecular phosphotransferase activity. Bases 1 to 765 code for a protein of 254 amino acids. Lineage: Eukaryota; Metazoa; Chordata; Mammalia; Artiodactyla; Hippopotamidae. The record is from RefSeq and is a predicted model, not a curated record.
AUGGCCGCCUACAAGCUGGUGCUGAUUCGGCAUGGUGAGAGCACGUGGAACCUGGAGAACCUCUUCAGCGGCUGGUACGACGCCGACCUGAGUCCGGCCAGGCACGAGGAGGUGAAGUGCGGCAGGCAGGCACUGCGAGAUGCUGGCUAUGAUUUUGACAUCUGCUUCACCUCAGUGCAGAAGAGAGCAAUUCGGACCCUCUGGACAGUGCUGGAUUCCAUUAACCAAAUGUGGCUGCCAGUGGUGAGGACUUGGCGCCUUAAUGAGAGACACUAUGGGGGCCUGACUGGCCUCAAUAAGGCGGAAAUUGUUGCCAAGCAUGGUGAGGCCCAGGUAAAGAUCUGGAGGCGCUCCUAUGAUGUCCCACCACCUCCAAUGGAGCCUGACCAUCCCUUCUACAGCAACAUCAGUAAGGAUCGUAGGUAUGCAGACCUCACUGAAGAUCAGCUGCCCUGCUGUGAGAGUCUGAAAGACACUAUUGCCAGAGCUCUGCCCUUUUGGAAUGAAGAAAUAGUUCCCCAGAUCAAGGAGGGGAAACGAGUACUGAUUGCAGCCCAUGGCAACAGCCUUCAGGGCAUCGUGAAGCAUCUGGAGGGUCUUUCCGAAGAGGCUAUCAUGGAGCUGAACCUGCCAACUGGCAUUUCCAUUGUCUGUGAAUUGGACAAGAACUUGAAGCCCAUCAAGCCCAUGCAGUUUCUGGGGGAUGAAGAGACCGUGCAUAAAGCCAUGGAGGCCGUGGCUGCCCAGGGCAAGGCAAAGAAGUGA